Messenger RNA from Trypanosoma grayi, 465 nucleotides. RefSeq lists its product as hypothetical. The record is from RefSeq and is a predicted model, not a curated record. The annotation marks the transcript as partial. Lineage: Eukaryota; Euglenozoa; Kinetoplastea; Trypanosomatida; Trypanosomatidae. The transcript has a single exon.
AUGCUCGCAGCGGCUACACGCGACCACCCAGUGCAGUGGAGCACGCUGCUGCACGACACGCUCGCCAUCGUCGGCCUUACCCCGACGCCUGCAACUGUCGCGGCGCUCAACGCCAUCACAUCGUACGCGGCGUCGCCACCCAGUCUCUACAGCGACGCCGCGACCGGCCCACGCGACGCCAAGGCGUACGCUGCGCUCCUGCUCGCCCUCCACACCGCUACCGCGUCAUGGCCGGCCGUGCUGCAGGAAGCGGUUGCACCGCCACCUGUGUGCGUCGGCGACUGCAGCAUUCCCGUAAGCGGCGCGGCGAUGGAGGCGUUCGUUGUGCUGUACAGCGCCGCCGUCUGCAACUGUGCAGUCGGUAGCGCGGCAAUGGCUCGGGCGCGGGCCGAUCACGCACGCAACGCAACCCGUGGCUCCGUCUCAAGCGCGGUGCCGAACAGCAACAGCAAGGCGGCGUACCGC